Molecule: messenger RNA, 1668 nt
Organism: Paramecium tetraurelia
Lineage: Eukaryota; Ciliophora; Oligohymenophorea; Peniculida; Parameciidae
Exons: 5
Biological process (GO): protein phosphorylation; intracellular signal transduction
Cellular component (GO): cytoplasm; nucleus
Molecular function (GO): ATP binding; MAP kinase activity
Source: RefSeq, a predicted model, not a curated record
AUGGAGAAUGAUAAAUAAUCUUAAUUCGAAGAUCACAUAUUAUAGAGAUUCACACUUCUGGAAUUCAAGGGCAAAGGUGCAUAUGGAGUAGUAUGGAAAGCACAUGAUAAAUAAACUAAAUCAAUUGUUGCUUUAAAAAAAGUAUUUGAUGCAUUUCACAAUAAAACUGACUCUUAAAGAACAUUCAGAGAAGUAAUCUUUUUGGAACAAGUAUCAAAAAAUGCGAAUAUCAUUAAAUUACUUCAAGUGAUAAAAGCAUAAAAUAAUAAGGACUUGUACAUGGUCUUUGAAUACAUGGAAACUGACUUGCAUAAAGCUAUCAGGGCGAAUAUAUUAGAACCAAUCCAUAAAAAAUUUGUCGUCUACUAAUUAUUAAAGGCAAUUAAAUUCUUGCAUUCUGGAGACAUUAUCCACAGAGAUCUAAAACCUGCAAAUCUAUUGAUCAAUGCUGAUUGCAUAGUAAAACUGGCAGACUUUGGAUUGGCGAGAACAGUGAAUUCUUCUAGUGAAGAUGAUGGUAAAUAUAAAAUUAGAAUUUUACUAGUUCCCAUAUUAACCGAAUAUGUGGCUACUAGAUGGUAUAGAGCACCAGAAAUACUUUUAGGUUCAUAGAAAUACUCAAAAGCUGUUGACAUGUGGAGUAUAGGUUGUAUAUUGGGAGAAAUGAUAAUGGGUAAGGCAAUAUUUCCAGGAACUUCAACAAUGAAUCAAGUUGAAAUGAUACUCGAAAUUUUGGGUACUCCAACAGAAGAAGACAUCAAAUCGAUAGCAGCACCUUUGGCAAAGCAUGUCUUAGAUAGCUUUUAAUAUGUGAAACCUAAAAAUUUCAAGACUGUAUUUAGUUAAGAAAGCGAGGACACCUUAAGUUUCCUUAAACAUUUGCUAGUCUUUAAUCCUCAAAAAAGGUUGACUGUAGAAUAAGCAUUAGCUCAUCCCUAUAUGGCAGAGUUUGCCGGUUCGGAGGAAGAAACAGUGAUAGAUUUCCCUGUCCAAACAUUUAUGGAUGACAAUGUCUAAUAUAGCAUAGAAGAAUAUAUGACGGCACUUUAUUAGCAUAUUAAUUAAAAGACGCAAUAAAUUCAACAUUAAAAUUGGUUUAGUUCUCAUCAAUCUCCAACAAAUGCCAGCAAACCUUCGAGUACUAUUUAGUAAUCGACUACUCCUACUAGUGUUUAAGAUAAAAGGAAGAAGAAGGUGGAUUCCAUAGAGGGUUCAAAUAACAAUUCAGAAAACAAAUAGAUCAUUAGGUAGGAAGUCAAGAAAAAGUUAAGUGAGGACAAUCAAAAUUAGAAGAUGAGUGCUCUCGAAAAGUUUAAAUCAAUUGAGAAUAUGAUUAAAAUGUAAAAGGCCAAAUUGGGAACAAGCAAUGGCUAAAUAACGGUUUAAACUAGUUCUAAAUUGUAAUAUGGCAAUAAAUCAGUCAAUAUAACAAGGGCUGAUAGUUAAAAAAAGAAGGAAGCCUCUUGUGAAAUCUUGAUUCCAAGUCCAGCUGCGAAGUCGAAGAUUUAAAAAAUUGUUAGUUAAAAUACGUUUAAAGAUCCACAAAAAGUGUCAACUAUUAAGUCUCAAUCAAAAUUACCGAAACAUGAAAGUCAACAUGAUAAAUUCUUGAACAAGAAAACUUAUUUAUAAUAUAUUUUGAGUGGGAAAGCUAAACUGUAAAAAUGA